AUGAUGGAGCUAGGAACCUAUACCAAACCCUUAGCCUACCUAGGCCUCUUCACGCUGGGAAAAACUGUCUACUCCAUAACCCGCCAAGCAACAAACUUCCUUCUCCCCAGCACCCUCCUCAAAUGCUACAACCCCACCCAAACAAACUGGGCCCUCGUCACCGGCGCAACAGAUGGAAUAGGCUUCGGCUUUGCUCAGGAGCUCUGUGCGCGCGGAUUCAACGUUAUCAUACACGGUCGGAACAGCGAGAAACUUGAACGUCGUCGCCGCGAACUCAACGCGCUUUUCCCAGUCUGUGUUGGUGUUCUUGUGCGCGAUGCACAGAAUGUAACCGCGGAUAUCGAUGACGUCGACGCGGAAGUGCGCGAUAUUAUUCGCAGUAAUGGGACCGUCGGUUCCAAGGGUGAUGGCAAGCUGACUGUUCUUAUCAAUAAUGUGGGUGGUGAGACUAGGCUUUCUGCACUCCUCAAGGAGUAUACCUUUGAGGAUGUGCAGGCGACUAUCUCGCGGAAUGCGACUUUCACCUGUCAGCUUACGCGUGUUCUGGCCAAACAGUUGGAAGAGAAUGCGCCUGGUCUUGUGAUGAAUGUUUCUUCGGUUGCCGGGUUCGGAUUGCCGUAUGUCACUACUUAUAGCUCUGCCAAGGGAUUUGUGGAUACAUUUACGAAGUCGUUGCGCGCGGAGUUUAAGGCUGAAGGGAAGGAGAUCGAGGUUAUGGGGUUGCGAGUUGCGGAAGUCAGUACUCCUGGAUAUGAUGUUAAGAGUAACUUGUUGAUUCCUGAGGCGAGAGUGCUGGCCGCUGCCAGCUUGAAUCGGGUUGGUUGUGGGCAGGAUAUCGUAUGGGCUUAUUUCUGGCAUUGGUUGUCGGGAUUGUCGUUUGAGUAUCUACCGCGCUGGGUGUUGAUGAAAAUUUCUACGAUGAAAUUCAAGGCAAUUAGAGCGGAUCUAGAUGCCAAGGCGAAGAGCAGCUGA
This is a messenger RNA of Penicillium robsamsonii, 972 nucleotides long. RefSeq names its product putative short chain dehydrogenase/reductase. The transcript has a single exon. The record is from RefSeq and is a predicted model, not a curated record. NCBI's taxonomy places the organism in Eukaryota, Fungi, Ascomycota, Eurotiomycetes, Eurotiales, Aspergillaceae. Gene Ontology annotation, molecular function: oxidoreductase activity. Bases 1 to 972 code for a protein of 323 amino acids. Gene Ontology annotation, cellular component: endoplasmic reticulum.